GAACCUUUCCAUCGGCUGAAUUAAACUGCACUUCGGGAAUGAGGAGCUUUGUCUAGAAGCUGGAUUUUAAUUAAAAAUAACUUUUUAGUAAUUCCUAAGUAUGUUAGCAAAUGUGCUUUAUAUUUUGCCCAUGUUAUUGGGCAGGACAUACGAUGCUCGGUAUGACAGAGUCGGAAUAGAUAUUUUCCCCCAAUCGGAAUUGGAUAAAGCUAGAACACUUCACGAACCAGAAAGUGUGUCCAGGUAUGAAACUACGGAUUCAUCUGAAGAAGUUCGAAAUCUUCUGGAGGUGUCUGCAGACGUAGCUUUAAAACUAAAGGCGGGGAAAAUAGACUUCAAAGGUACAGGAUCUUAUCUGAAGGACACAUCCAAACUUGGAAGAGUCAUUGAGAUUCUGACUAGAUUAAAGUUUAAAACCGUAACGGUGGCUCUUCCUCCUGAAGUGCAGCCUUUCCCCAGCUGGGCGACAAGAAAUAGAAAUGAUCUUGGUACGCAUUUUGUUAGAAGUGUCACUUACGGCGGGGAGCUACUGGCUUCUAUUCGCUUUAAAGCCAAUAAAGAUGAAGAUUUUAAUUCCAUUAGUGCUGUAAUUAACAACAAUUUUAAUGGUGGAGAUGCGACUAGUCUUGUGGCAGAAGGGAAGUUGGAGAAUGUGCAGAGCAGCUUGAAAGAUAGAGCGAGCAUGGAAAUCUCCUACUACGCCACCGUACCUCUGAAAGGUGUACCAAACACAAUCGAUGGCUUAAGAAGCUUGGUGAGGGAUUUUGAUAAGCACGUGAAGGAAGUAAACGACGGCUGGGGCGUUCCUAUUAGGGUGGAACUCAUGGAACUAACAGCGCUCGGGGGUGCUAACAGUUCCCAAUUUAAAUUUUUAAAAGACAGGGCUUUGGAGUCUGAACUGUCAGACGUAGAACACGAAUUUGAUGACUUGAGAAAAGCAAACAGCAUGAUUACAGAAUGGUACAGAUCGCUUCCGACAUCUUUAACAAAAGACCAGGAAGACUCGAUAAAUAAAUUAUACGAUAGAAUUCAGAAUAUUCUGAGGCCUUACUACGACAGCAUAGGAAAGCUGAACAUUGAAGAAGGCCCUGAAAAACAAGUAAAAGCUGCCAGAGAAGCGUAUAAGGAGGGAAGAUUGGCCUCUUUGCCAGGCAAAUUUACGAAGGAAUUUAUGAGAAUGAAGAAGAAAAUUGUGGUCGUGGAGAAGAAACUGUAUGGUUCAGGUACAGGCACAUACAUCCGUUGGGGAUCGAAACAAUGUCCAUCCUCACCAAUGAUACAUCAACUGAACACUGGAUAUGUGUCAGCGACGACAAACAGAGGUACAGGAGGAGCCUCAGAAUACCUUUGCUUACCUCAGGACCCAGAAAAAGUAGAAAAACAACCUGCAUUCGGACAUGAUACUGCAACAUACAUCUCCGGAGUUAAAUUUGGAGUAAUGGAUGAUCAUCCAUUUCAAGCAAAUGAUGUUAGAUACUUUUACGGAAGAGGUAUUCCAUGCGCUACGUGCCAUUUGACCAACAGGACUCUUGUUCAUAUGUUCCCGGCUACUGCAGAAUGCCCGGAAGACUGGAUUUAUGAAUAUUCUGGAUACAUAAUGUCCGGCUCUAAUUUACCAGCAACUCAUAUUUGCAUUGAUGACGCUGUCGAAGCUUAUUCAGAUCAGUCAGAUGAGCAACAAACUCACAGUACUACUAUUGUCCACAUUUCUGAGGAGGAUGGAGGUCUGAAAAAACCACCCUACGUGAAGAAAGCUGCUGUGAAAUGCAUUGUUUGCUCUAAGUAAAAUCUUUCGUGGAGGAACUAAAUAUAUUGUGAAAAUUAGGAAUUUUAAAGUUAUUUAAAAUGUCGACAAACUAUACGCAACGAUGUAUAAGUGGUAUGUCUUGAAUAAAAUGUGUCUUAUUCCUGAGCAAAAA
Messenger RNA from Stegodyphus dumicola, 1919 nucleotides. RefSeq lists its product as uncharacterized. The record is from RefSeq and is a predicted model, not a curated record. NCBI's taxonomy places the organism in Eukaryota, Metazoa, Arthropoda, Arachnida, Araneae, Eresidae.